AUGAGGGUUUAUUUGUUCUUUUUCGCUGUUUUGGCUCUGCUUAUAGUGGGCAUUCAUGCGGCAGAGUCAGAUAGGGUUCUUUUCCCUUCCUGUGCAAUUACCUGUGACAGGACAUUGUUCUCCAAUUGCUCAUUAAGCAACGAUACAUCAUGUUUCUGUGCAAGUAGCUCUGGUCCCACAGCCCUGUUGGAUUGCGUUCAAACCAACUGCACAACGAAGGAAUUAUUCACUUCGAGACGUCUGUAUGAGAAAGAAUGUCAUAUAGCACCACUCAAAGGCCCUCCUGUGGUCGACGCCGCCACUCUAAUCCCUCUUAUUCUUGCGUCGUUUUUCUUCCUUAUAAGAAUGAUUGCCAAGUGCAGCGGCCUUGCCGGCGGAUGGGGAUUGGAUGAUUAUACAAUAAUCGUUUCAUAUGCCUUGGGAGUCGCCAUAUACGUUUGUUAUGUUUACUCUAUCCUCAAUGGCUUCGGCCAAAAUAUCUGGGACAUCCCUUUUCCCACAAUCACCAGGUUUUACCAGUAUUUUCAAGGUCUUGCUGUGAUGUAUAAGGUUCAGAUUUCUCUCGCAAAGAUCUCUGUGUGCCUCUUCCUACUCCGCAUCUUUAGAUCACGGACAUUCCGCACCUUGGCAUAUGCGCUCAUCGGUAUCAACGCCGCCAUCGGUAUCUCUUGGGCCUUUGUGGAUUCCCUCCGCUGCUUGCCGGUACGCCUAACAUGGACCGGCUGGAUGAACGAGGAACCCGCUCAGUGCAUCGAUUUCAUCAGCUCGAUUCUCGUCAACUGUCUGGUGAACAUCAUUGUUGACUUUAUAUUAAUCAUAAUUCCGGUGUAUGAGGUGAUCAAAUUGCAGUUGCCUUUACAAAAGAAGCUAUCUGUGGGGCUGAUGUUUAUUGUGGGCUCUGUUCUCUUAAUCAUUGCGAUAAUCCGAGUCGUCGUCUUCUGGAACAACCGCUGGGGCGCCAAUCAGACUUUCGGUCUAUAUCCCGUUACUCACUGGACGGUCAUUGAAUCUCAGAUUGCUGUUAUGUGUGCUUGCCUGCCUGCAUUCAGAGCUAUUAUCGUUCAAUGGUUCCCACGGUUCCUGGGAGGAACGACGUCCCGAACGAAUCCAAGUCGCACGGCUGAUGAUUCUAACAACAUAUCCAGGGCGAGCGGCAAGAUCAACAAGUCUAUUACCUACUCGGUGAAUUAUGAGGCUCGAUUGGCAACGCAUAGUGACGUGGAGUUGCCGGAUGUUGAUUCGAAACAGGGGCCAUGA
Penicillium concentricum is the source of this 1257-nucleotide messenger RNA. RefSeq lists its product as uncharacterized. NCBI's taxonomy places the organism in Eukaryota, Fungi, Ascomycota, Eurotiomycetes, Eurotiales, Aspergillaceae. The record is from RefSeq and is a predicted model, not a curated record. The transcript is spliced from 7 exons. The coding region runs from base 1 to 1257 and encodes 418 amino acids.